This is a messenger RNA of Gasterosteus aculeatus aculeatus (three-spined stickleback), 1873 nucleotides long. Its product is annotated as serine protease HTRA2, mitochondrial. Gene Ontology annotation, cellular component: mitochondrion. Gene Ontology annotation, biological process: positive regulation of apoptotic process; programmed cell death; proteolysis. Lineage: Eukaryota; Metazoa; Chordata; Actinopteri; Perciformes; Gasterosteidae. Gene Ontology annotation, molecular function: serine-type endopeptidase activity; protein binding. The record is from RefSeq and is a predicted model, not a curated record.
UCUGCGCAGACUCGAAGUCACACUUCCGGGUGAAGGUUGUCGCGUUAUAAUCUGUCGCUGUCCGAAUCAAGUGUCACAUUGGGAUUCACAGAAAGUAUUUGUACGGCAUUUGUUUUACAUAUAUGAACAGCGUGACUGGUACACUUAAUAGAAACGGGAAUGUUAUAUCUUUAAAUAGAAUUGGAUAUUCAUUGCUGUCUAGGUCGGCAGGCUUAACACUCUGGAACCGGUGUUGUUAAAGUGAUGCAACAUGGCAGCAGCUCCUCUCAAUAGGUGUCUUCUGUCAGCAUUCAGGACACACGCUCGGUGUCAGAGCCGUGGACUCCACUCUGCGGGCGGGAGGACAGUCGGUCGGGGGUGCCCUGCGGUAACAUGUGACCACAGCAGAGCCGAGGGGACCACUAGCCUGGACCGGGUACCCUCGGCGGAGUGGGACCGAAAAGGUGGUCGGAACUCCGCCCGCUGCCCUCUGCUCGUGCCGCUGUCGGUGGGUCUGGGACUCUGCGGCGCGGGGCUUCUGGUCAGUGAAAAACAUGAACAGGUGAAGGACGGAAGAGACUCGAUCUCGGGGCGCUUUCUUGAACUCGUGCUGUCGUCAGCCCAGUGUGCUUCUCCGUUUAAACCGGACAGCCCCCGUUUCAAAUACAACUUCAUUGCAGAUGUGGUCGAGAAAUCCACUCCAGCUGUCGUCUACAUUGAAAUCGUGGGGAGACAUCCAUUUUCAGGCCGAGAAGUCCCAGUUUCAAAUGGUUCUGGAUUCAUCAUUAGCAGCGACGGUCUCAUUGUAACCAACGCUCACGUUGUGGCCAACAAGAAAGGCGUCCGGGUGAAGCUCACCAACGGAGAGACGUACAACGCCACCGUGAAAGAUGUGGAUCCAGUGGCCGACAUCGCCACCAUCAAAAUCUCUGCAAAGAGUCCGUUACCCACGCUCGCCCUCGGCCGGUCGUCCGAUGUUCGACAAGGAGAGUUUGUGGUAGCCAUGGGGAGCCCGUUCUCUCUACGUAACACAAUCACGUCAGGAAUUGUCAGCUCGGUACAGAGAGGCAGUAAAGAGCUGGGCCUGUCCAAUUCCAACAUGGACUACAUUCAGACCGAUGCAGCCAUAGAUUUUGGAAACUCUGGAGGUCCCCUGAUAAACUUGGAUGGUGAAGUCAUUGGAAUAAACACAAUGAAGGUCACUCCAGGGAUCUCUUUUGCUAUUCCAUCAGAUCGCCUCACACUUUUUCUUGACCAAGCAGCAAAAAAGAAGAAUUCUCGGUCCGGUGAAUCGGCCACAAAGCGGCGGUACAUCGGCGUGAUGAUGCUGACACUGACGCCGAGCAUCAUUUCAGAGCUGAAGUUGAGGGACCGGUCCUUCCCAGACGUCGCAUAUGGCAUCUUGAUUCACAGAGUGAUUUUGGGCUCACCAGCUGACAGAGCUGGCAUGCUACCGGGAGACGUGGUGGUGGAGAUUAACGGUGUGAAGGUGAACACCUCGGAGGAGAUCUACCAGGCCGUCCGCAGCGGCGACAAAAUCACCACAGUGGUGCAGAGAGGACAUCAGCUGCUUCGGCUUCAAAUUACUCCAGAGAGCACCGAGUGAUUUCAUGUUCAUGUUAACAUAAGGGUGAGACAGUCACAUGAACAGUUUAAGUUAAGUUUUGAGCUGCAGUAUUGUAUGGAAUUUGGUAAUCUGUGAAUCUGCCAGACUCCAAAAAAGAGAAUAGCUAAAAAGUCCACUAUUUAUCCACAGGGUUUGAGCAUAGCAAACAUGUAUUUUCUACCUCCUGAAAUCCUUCUUAUUCAUUGGCUGAGUAGCAAAAUGAGUCAUGUAACAUGUGAUGAAUGGUUUCUACAGGCCACAAUACAGUUUUUCUGAAGUACAAACUUC